This is a messenger RNA of Thalassophryne amazonica, 2057 nucleotides long. RefSeq lists its product as uncharacterized. The record is from RefSeq and is a predicted model, not a curated record. The coding region runs from base 639 to 1403 and encodes 254 amino acids. The transcript is spliced from 8 exons. Lineage: Eukaryota; Metazoa; Chordata; Actinopteri; Batrachoidiformes; Batrachoididae.
UCACCUACGUCUGGCCAAAGCAACUUUGAAUAUAGCCCUCAAGAAUAACAAGAAUACUGAAUUUACAUUUGCAUUUCUCUGAAGAAAUAAUGGCAUAAAAAGAAAUUGUAAAUUAUUUAUUCUGCCCUGCAUGCAGUCAUAUCAACAAAAGUCUACAUUUUUGUUUUUAUUCCCCCGUUGUAUGUUAACAAAUGUUUAAAUAUAAUUCUUAAGUACGGAGAAAUAACCAAGAAUUUCUAGAUAUAUAAAGUAUUCAUUUCCACAUCAACCUACGUUUCAAAGCAUGAACUUUUUGCUGUUUUUUUUUUUUUAAGUGACUUUAUAGUUUCUCUUUUUGAACAUGUUAAAAUUGUAUACUUAUGCUUCCUGAAACUAAUAUAUACUGUACUUAUGUCAGAGAUAUUUUUCCACUCUUCAUUGUUUUCUUUGACAGUUGAGAAUAUAUCUUUUUUUUUUUUUUUUUUUACCUUUUUUGGCAGUACAGAAUGAAACGUCAGCAUAGUUUUUGGAACAGAUUUUAAAAUGUAUGGAUGCCUUCAAAAUGUUGAAUGUUUGUAUAGUAGAGUUUGCAGGAUAAAACCGCCUGUGAGAUGCUACAAAAAAAAGAAAGAAAAAACCUGCUCCAGUAAAACACUGUUAUGUUUGUGCUUGUUUUGUUAACUUCUGUGCUGUUUGAGUUCACUACACGGUUCUUUCACACACUCCACAAGUUUUGGAUUCCUAAUAAUUCACCCUCAAGGAGUGUUCCUGGUAAAAAAAAUCCUAAGAUGAUGUCAGACUUGAUGCUGCGCUCCCACACAGACCUCCUGCCUGCUGUUAUUUUGCUUCUUCUGUCUCGGUCCUUCAGAAUCAAACAUUUGAGUGCAGAUUGUCAGCUGGCCGGAGAACAUGAAACACUCAACUUGGAUGGAUUUGUGAGUCCAAGGCACCGAAGUAUGCAGCGACUGGGUUUAACGGAUGAACUUCUGAGUAAAAGUAACGGGACGCUCACCUCCCAGAAUUCAUCACCCUGCGACCUUGACGAUUCUAAUCUGGCGGGUUUCCUGCCAGCUCUUUGGCCUUCAUCGGAAGCUGGAGAUGAGGAUAAAACAGUGGCUCUGACCGGAUCUCCCACCUCACAGGAUCAGAGAUAUGGGAGUGACGUGGAGGAUUUGAGCCUAUGGCAGUGGGAGUUCAGAGGUCAAAUCAGAGCGCUGAGACAGUGGCUGAAGAAGAUGGAGACGAGGCUGCUGGUGACGGACACGAGGGUAGCUGAAGAGUCUUCUGCAUGCAUGGCCGAGGGGCCUUACCUCACCAAACACCUCGCUAGCCUCUGGGCUGAAGGAUUAUGGGGAAUCUUGUCAGCCGGCCCAGCUGCCUGGGCCAGAAGUCCAAACAUGUGCGGACAGACGAGGCUUUCCUGAAGGAGUGCUACCAACGAAGGAGACAAUGGGCACCCCCGGAGCAACAUGGCGAGGCCAAAAAACUGGAAGCGAUGAAAGAUCAAGGCAGGGAGGAUGUGAACAAGGAGACACACACAGAGACAGACAAUGGAGGCCAUGAAACCAAUCAUAAAAGGGAGGAGGAGGUUCAUACACCCGUCUCAGACAAACUGCUUUGCAGCUCCCCGGCCUCCACCAUCAGGAGCUCCAGCACUCUGGAUAAUGCUUGGCACAGUAGUCCUUCACCAAUAAAAACAUCCCGAAAUGGGACACUGACACGGAGAAUAGUGCCUCCGGAGUUUUCCAGAUCCCCUUUGGCUCAACCUGACAAGAGGUCCAGCCUCCAGAAGAGGGACUCCAGAGAAGGAAGCCCCUGGUCCUGGAAGACCGUAGCCUCACGUGAGGUGACAGAGGUGACGGAGGUGACGGAGACAAUUGUCACUGAAAUUGUGGAAGUGACUGAGUAUCCGUCUGGAGAUAAAGGAGGAGACCCCAUAGUCACCAGAACUGUCAGGGUCCUGAAUGGAGUCGCAGACGAACUUGCAGAGCUCCAGAGUGAUGGACACUCAAGUCAGACCAGGAUUCCAGUCUGGAAAGAUGGACGGGAGUGCGGUCCCCCUUAGCACUGAAGGACGC